This is a messenger RNA of Impatiens glandulifera, 1060 nucleotides long. Its product is annotated as endonuclease V. The coding region runs from base 89 to 907 and encodes 272 amino acids. Gene Ontology annotation, molecular function: RNA endonuclease activity producing 5'-phosphomonoesters, hydrolytic mechanism; single-stranded RNA binding. The transcript has 8 exons. Gene Ontology annotation, biological process: DNA repair. Gene Ontology annotation, cellular component: cytoplasm; nucleolus. NCBI's taxonomy places the organism in Eukaryota, Viridiplantae, Streptophyta, Magnoliopsida, Ericales, Balsaminaceae. The record is from RefSeq and is a predicted model, not a curated record.
UUCAAUCUGGUUUGGAAUUUUUCUUGAUUGUUGAAUCUUAUGUGUUUUCAAUUUCAAAUUGAUUCGACCAAAAAUAAAAAUCAAACCGAUGGAAGUUUCUCUUGCACAGAUUAACAAUUACUCUCACGAGAUUCAAGAGAAAUGGACUAAGGAACAAGAUUUGCUCAGAAAGAGAUUAAUUGUUCAAGACGAUUUCAUCUGGCGACUUCCGAAUCUCCCUCCCGGAGAACAGGAACCGGCCAAUGUGCUCAAGUAUGUCGGCGGAGUUGAUGUUAGCUUCUCAAAGGAUGAUCCAUCUUUGGCUUGCGGCGCUUUUGUUGUUUUCGAUCUCGUAACCCAUCAAGUUGUCUAUGAAGAUUACUCUAUUGUUACACUGGAAAUCCCUUAUCUUCCUGGUUUUCUUGCCUUCAGAGAGGCUCCAAUAUUUCUCGAUCUCUUAGAGAAAAUGAAGAAUGUCGCCCAUCCUUGCUAUCCUCAGCUGCUGAUGGUAGAUGGAAAUGGAUUGCUUCAUCCACGAGGAUUUGGUUUGGCUUGCCAUUUAGGUAUUUUAGCUGAUCUACCUACUAUUGGAAUAGGAAAGAAUCUGCAUCAAAUUGACGGUCUUACCCAAUCCAGAGUGAAACAGCUCCUUGAAGCAAAUGAGAACUGCGAUCAAGACUAUAUUCCUCUGCGUGGCGACUCAGGCUGCAUAUGGGGUGCAGCAAUUCGAUCUACAGAAGGAUCAUCAAAACCUAUAUUUGUGUCAGUUGGUCACCGGAUAUCUCUUGCAACUGCCAUUGAAAUGGUUAAAUUGACUUGCCAAUUCCGAGUCCCCGAGCCUAUUCGUCAGGCUGAUAUUAGAUCUCGAGAGUACCUCAGGAAACGUCAAUUGGGUAAUGAGCAGAAUAAACAGAGUAAUUUUGUUUGAUUAUCGCAAACUAAAGCACUGGUUUUAGUCCCAAAGAAGGAAACUUACUUCAUUUUGACCAAAAGCUUAAUAGAAGUAUAUUUACAGCAACAAGAACCUGCAUUUUUACCAUCUUUCUUUUAAAUGUUUAUAAACUUUUAUUAAGAACCAAUA